Rosa chinensis is the source of this 1412-nucleotide messenger RNA. RefSeq names its product ABSCISIC ACID-INSENSITIVE 5-like protein 1. Gene Ontology annotation, cellular component: nucleus. The record is from RefSeq and is a predicted model, not a curated record. Gene Ontology annotation, biological process: positive regulation of DNA-templated transcription. Gene Ontology annotation, molecular function: DNA-binding transcription factor activity. Lineage: Eukaryota; Viridiplantae; Streptophyta; Magnoliopsida; Rosales; Rosaceae. The transcript has 5 exons. The coding region runs from base 114 to 1220 and encodes 368 amino acids.
AAGGAAAUGGCCUGUGCUCUCCAUUGAAGCAUAUCACUCUCUAGAUCUGCAGGGGUAUAAUUCAUCUUUCACUAUAUGUAUACCAUGGUUGCUUCCAUUUUGUGCUAAUCAAAAUGGUGAUUUCUGAUGAAUCUGGAGGCCUUGGCUGUGACCAAAAUAGUGAUGGUAAUGAUGCUAAACCUCAACCACCACCAUCUCAGCAUGAAAAUGGGGAAUCAUCAAAACAGAAUUCGAUAUUCUCACUUACUCUUGAUGAAAUUCAAAGCAAGAGUGGGAAGAGUUUUGGGUCCAUGAACAUGGAUGAGUUCCUUGCCAACAUAUGGAGUGUUGAUGAAAAUCAAGUUUGUGAAGAACAACCUAACCAAGGUGAUCAUGAGGACCCUUCCAAUGAUGGGAAAGACACAACUUCAAAGACGGGAUCUCUUUCUCGUCAGGGAUCAUUCUCCAUUCCUACCCCACUUUGCAAGAAAACUGUGGAUGAGGUAUGGUCAGAGAUCGACAAAACUCAACCACCACCCCCUCCUAACAACAUGAAUAUUAAUCCUGGACCUCCCCAGCGCCAACCAACAAUCGGAGAAAUAACUCUGGAAGAUUUCCUGGUAAAAGCUGGAAUAGUUCAAGAAAGACCUCAGAACGGAAUGGAAAGUACUACAAUUCAACCACACGGUGGUAACACUAACAAUUGUAACGUGGCAACUAGCAGCAGCACAUAUGGGGAUACAAGUUUUGGAAUGGGAAAUAAUUUGAUUGGUUCAGGGUUUUUUAAUCCUCAAGGUUUUGUUCCAAAUAAUUUGUCCGGGAAUGGAUAUGCAACUGCUCCAUAUCCAAUGUUUGGAGAGAGAAAAAUGGGGCUGGGAGAAACAUCUUGUGGAGGUACUAGUACUGCAAUUGAGAAAUGUCAUAGUUUGCCAGAAUCUAGUGGGACAAACAAUAAGAAGAGGAUAAUCGAUGGUCCACCAGAGGUACUAGUGGAGCGGAGGCAACGCAGGAUGAUCAAGAAUCGAGAGUCAGCAGCUCGGUCUCGUGCAAGGAAACAGGCAUAUACUGUGGAGCUAGAAGCUGAGCUGAAUCAACUUCAAGAUGAGAAUAUAAAGCUAAAGCAAUGCUUGGCCGAAAUCGAACAGAGGCGAAAACAAGAGGUCAUGAGAAGGAAACGGACGACAAAAGCACAAAAGAUGGCAGCAAAGUUGAAGACAAUAAGGAGGUCUGUAAGCGCUUGAGAUGGCGAUGAAUGUAAUUCAUGCAAUGUGAGGAAGAUACUUGUGUAUGUAAAUGACAUUAUAACCUAUAUGUUUUCAGAAGCAUAUGUAAAUUAAUUGUCCAACUUCUGUGUAGCAAUAAGUGGAUGGAUAAAUGUUCCAUCAGUGAAUCAUGGGUGUAAAAAUAAGUUGGGGUUUUUUUUUCUUUCCUUU